GAUAAGAAAUUUUAUCGAACGAAGGGCGAUAUAAAUGGUUUACAUUCAUCAGUGACAUCACGAGUUCGCGGCGGCUUCUCUUCUGUGAUGACCCUUAGCGGCAUCUUGAUAGAAAACAAUAACAUGCCGACACCCUUUGAGUCAGCCGCGCGGCUUCUUUCAUGUACGCGUAUCUAUAAAAGGAAUGUGCGCAAUGUAUGUUUCGAAUUUAUAUAUGGAAUUAUUUUAGCCGGGAUAUAUUGGUUCUCACGGUGUUGGCGUGAGAAUCCUCAUUCACCUUGCAGAUUUUUUAGAGGAUGGUCAUAGACAUUAUUCGGUGGCAAAUUAAUUUAUUGGACUUUAUUGAGGAAACAUUGUAGUCGGCAACUAUUAUACUUCGAUUCCACAUCGGAUUUACAGAAGGGAACAUUUUAAUACAACUUGGUUCUUCAGAGUAAUUAUAUACGGCGACGGGAUUUUGAAUUGUGUACAUUUGGAGUUCAUAACUGGUUAACUUUAUAUUAGCUACAUAACUUUGUUAAUUGUAUCAUCGCGUCGGGAAUUAUAAUGCCGAAGGCUAAGCAGCAAUCCAGGUGGACAACUGUUGACCGAACUGGGUCCUCACGUCCACGGAGAACUGCAACUGCAACAGCUCCGCCUUCCCAGCCCGUAUCAGAGCCUCUCGUCCAGGCACCGCAGCCGAACCCCGGAGUGGAGCAGCGGGGACCUGGUCCAUCCGCAAGUUGCCAGUCUCGUACAAUCCUGCUCAUAGGCGAUUCCAUGAUCCACUGGUUAGCCGCCUUCGCGCAUCGUAAGGGAAAACAAGGUUUGGGGUCGGCAGCCAACGUCGUUUGGAGAGGAAGGAGGGGCCUUAAGCUAGGUCAACUAAGUGGACAUAUGUCCAAUGGGUGCUGCCCGGUUCCUCUCCGUCGCACAUCGUUCUGCACGUGGGGACGAACGACGUCGGGCAAGCUAAAAAAGACGAAUUGUUCUUGCUUUUGGAUACAACACUCGGACAAUUGCACGAACAUUUCCCCAAUGCCCGCAUCAUUUGGUCGGAUAUUUUGCCUCGCAGGACCUACAGCGGCUUCAGUAAAGACGAGCAGCCCAAAAUUGAUUGGACGCGGCGAGCUCUAAACAAGCACGCCAGGCGCAUAUGCCGCACGAUCGGGGGCAGUGCUUUGACUCACCUGGGCAUCAGGCACGAGCGGCGCGAGCUGUAUAGGAAUGGUGGUAUUCAUCUCUCCGAGACCGGAAAUAAUAUGUUUCUUCAUAGCCUUAUUAAGGGGUUGGAAAACAUGGCAUAGAUUUUCGUGGAGUUUUUUGUUAUUCAAGUCAUAAUGAAACGUAGUAAUCACGUUUGUUUCGGGUAAUUGGUCUAUUUUUAUUUAGCUCAAGCUUUGUAAUUACAAAACUCGUACGUUAUAGCAAAAGAGACUUAUCAGGCUAGUGGUUUUUAUUAAGAUGUUAAGUUGAUUUAUUUAACGUAUAGAUAUAUAUAUAUAUACAGUAUAUGUUUCCCCAUUUUGAUGUUUAAAGGUAGUUAUUAGGUUUCGGGUAAUUGGUUUAUUUAGCUCGAGCUUUAAAAGCAUAAAACUUUUAUGUAACGGGAAAGAGACUUAUUAGGCUAAUGGUUACGAUUAACAUGUUAAGUUUAUUACAUAUAUAUACCCGGAUUUUGAUGCUGUGUAUUUCAGUUAAUGAAAAUUACAAAGCUUUCUCAUGAGCUUGGUCACAGUUGGGACCAUGAACGCGUUUUUCAUUGAAGACUGCUUUUGGUUUUAAAUGAAAGGUAGUUAUCUCGUUAUUUUGAUUAAUUGGUUGAUUUAGCUUAAGCUUUGAAAUUUCAAAACGUGGGUAUUGAACAGAUAUGGUAAUUGGUUGAAUGCAUUAUGUUCAAGUUCAAGUUCGCGUACUUUGUACAUAUAUAUAUAUAUAUAGCCGUUUUGUGGCUUUGUUUUAUUUACCGAUUAUUGCAGAGUGUUUUCAUGAGCUUAGUCACAGUCGUGGCCAUAAAUGUGCUUUUAACUUAUAGUUUUUGGUUGGAAACGAAAGGUACAUGUAGUUAUCACGUUAUUUUGGCUAAUUGGUUGGAUUCAAUAUGUUCACGUUCAAGUUUGUGUACUUAGUUCAUAUAUAUAUAUAGCCGUUCGUGGCUUUGUUUUACUAUACUUACUGUUAUUGCGGAGUGCUUUCAUGAGCAUAGUCACAGUCGAGGUCAUUAAGGUGUUUAAUUUAUUGUUUUUGGUUGAAAACGAAAGGUGGUUAUCACGUUAUUUUGGUUAGUUGGUUGAUUUAGCUCAAGCUUCGAAAUCGCACAACGUUGGUAUUGAAAUGAAAUUAAGGUAAUUGGUUGAAUUCAAUAGGUUCAAGUUCGUGUUCGCGUUUAAAACGCGUAGUGAAACGAAAGUAACCCAUUAGAAUUUAGGGUGAAAUUACUAUGUCAGUUUAUAUGCGUACAUUACGCGAUAA
Messenger RNA from Strongylocentrotus purpuratus (purple sea urchin), 2451 nucleotides. RefSeq lists its product as uncharacterized. NCBI's taxonomy places the organism in Eukaryota, Metazoa, Echinodermata, Echinoidea, Camarodonta, Strongylocentrotidae. The transcript is spliced from 2 exons. The record is from RefSeq and is a predicted model, not a curated record. Bases 547 to 1116 code for a protein of 189 amino acids.